This is a messenger RNA of Lytechinus pictus (painted urchin), 12382 nucleotides long. RefSeq names its product D(1)-like dopamine receptor. Lineage: Eukaryota; Metazoa; Echinodermata; Echinoidea; Temnopleuroida; Toxopneustidae. Gene Ontology annotation, biological process: G protein-coupled receptor signaling pathway, coupled to cyclic nucleotide second messenger; chemical synaptic transmission. The record is from RefSeq and is a predicted model, not a curated record. The transcript has 2 exons. Gene Ontology annotation, cellular component: plasma membrane; dendrite. Bases 6587 to 8188 code for a protein of 533 amino acids. Gene Ontology annotation, molecular function: G protein-coupled serotonin receptor activity; neurotransmitter receptor activity.
UUUUCUUAGCAGAAGUAUCCGAUUAGCAUAACAAUGCUUGCGUGAGGAGUGUCUGAAUUCCUAAACGAUUCGGAAUUCACUGACCGAGUUCGACACAGCACAGUACGGACGUCUUAUUUUCAACGCUUCUUCCACGUGUUAAACUCUAUAGGCCUUAUCGUAAUAGAUCUACGUUUGGAUUCGAUGUUAAAUAUAAAAUAAUGGCGAAUCAAGAAAUUAACCUCGGGUUAUGCCACAAAUUAAAGGCAGUUUCAGAAAAUUUUACUCAAUAAUCUGGAGUCUCUUCGCCUUCUUGUAAGCAAUGCUACAAAGGAAGCAUUGGCUCGUUUAAAGAUUGGGCUGGCUGUUUGAUUAUGUUGAUUCUCGAUACAUUGCCCGGGUCAGCGGAGCUUCUACAACUAAAAAAGGGCGUCGGAGAUGUCUUUCAAAAGGUAAUAAGGUUCAAUAUGAAUAUAAUUCUAGACGCCAGGAGGAGUUGGAUAAGAAAUUUGCCUUAUUAGAGUAAGGUAAGCAGCGGGCGCAGCCCUUGCUUUGCUGAAGUAAGGUAUUGCAGAUAUAAUUAAAAGGAAGAAACAUAUCAGAAAAGCAGAUGAAUCUGAAGCAGGUUAGUGAGAUAAAGAUGAAUGAAAAUUCCAAACUAGGCUAUUGCUUUUGAAAUUUAUGAACGGUUGUACAUAAUAGAUAUGGCCUUAUGUUGUUAAUGGAAGCUGUUCGUUUUCAGCGGAAUUACUUUAUGACUUAAUUAUGGGAGAUUAAUCAAAUAAAUAUAUAGAGAUCAUUUUUAUAUUUUAGGUUGGUCCGCAUUGGAUGAAUACUGAUGAGGGAGAAAAGAAUGAGGCAAGCUCAGGCUUGUGUAAAUAGAAAGCGUAAGUUAUUUCGUUCAACAAACAAAGGUUAUAUUGGGCAAGAAUGUUGGAAAUUUUCAAGGUUCUUCUACUACUUCCGACAACUUAUUUCGUAUACCCUUUGGGUCAAGAAAUCGAUAUUCGCUUGGCAGUGUCGCCAACUUAUAUGUACAAAAUAGUUGGCGCGGGUAUGCAAGUUGCCUCAGACCACCGACGAACGUUUUGCCUGUGGUAGACAUGGGCACUGGAGAAGUUGCCCAGGUAUCAGGAAGCAAGAUCCCAGCAAGAUUCAUCCGUCAGAGAUAACAAUGCUCAACAGAGUUAAAUGAUCCAUUGAUCAUGGUCAAACUGAGCAAGGUAAAUGUCAGUUUUGUUCUGUAUUUGACGAAGUGUGGUAUUUGAGAACUGAAGAGUAGAAUGAUCAGAAGGGCGUAGCAAAGGAAUCUAUUCUUGAUUCUACCUAGUCCAUAAUUAUAUGUUAAGAAAAGAUGUGUUAUUUUGGUUGAAUUCCACCUCUUACUAAUGAACCUAGACAUAGAUAUGACACAGAUCAAACAAUCUGGAAUAUAUUGACUACUCCUGGUCCGUCAGCGGGCCCUUCUAAAUUAAGAAAUACAGAAACAGAGCAUUGUUGAAUUUGUUUCGGUUGGGAAACAUCGAGUAACGUUAGUGUUGAUUCGACAAGAUGUGCAGGGUAGGAGGAAGAAUUUUAUUUGAGAAAUUAUGAGUAUGAUCAAUGAAAUUCAGAACAUUUGGUUAAAGGUAGAUUGAAUGCUUCCUUACAAUUUGGAAAUCAACUGAUGCAUCUCAAUUUGUUGUAGAUGUCAAUGAACAUGGUUACAAAUUACCUUACAAUAAGAUGAUAAGUCAGCAUUGACAUCGAUCCCGAUUUCGUUUCUGAAGCCAUUAACGAAUUAUUAUUAAAAAGGGUUUGGUUGUUGAAUCCACCACUGCACCCCAUGAUGUUACCCCCUUUCAGAUUCAAUUCAGAGUUCAGAUAUAAAAAGAGACUGAUUUUUGGUUAACGUUAUGUCAACUAACACUUGUGGAAGAACACUAUUAUACUUGAAGACUAGAAUGUAGUCAUGUCUUAUUUAAAACAGGGAGAUUUUAUGCUUCCUUUGAACUUAAGCAAGGUUAUCAUCAUUAUUACAUUUUUCAAGUGCAUGAAAAAUUGUAGGCUUUAGUUGGGAUUUUGGUAGUGGUACAAGGUUUUUCUCUUUUUAGGUGUUGUCAUUGGGUUGGCAACAGCUACCUUCGUUUUCAUUACACGAUUUAAGCCUAUCGUUAAUCAUUGGCGUAUAAAAAUGGUAUUUUCAUUUUUUUUUUUUGUAUAUAGAUGAUUGGGUCGUGCUGCUUCCUUUGAUUCGUAUGAUACUAUGGUCAAGACGGUGAAAAAUGACUUACUUGAAGCAGGUUUGAUACCAAAUGUUGAGAAAUAUCUCAAUGGACUCCUGUCCAGUGUUUGGAUUGGUUAGGAAUACCACGGGAAAGCAGAGUAGCUUAUAUAAAGAUUAUUGAAAGAAGGAUGAAGGAUCUUGAGUUAUGUUCAGAUUCAUUUUAAGCAGAAUUGCCUGAGGUUUCAGAACGAAAGAUCGUAGUUAUAGUUGGAAAGAUACAUUGUAUCCAGUGUUUGGCACAGUUACUCAAAUUAAAACCAGAUUUAUGCAUCACGAAAUCAUCCGGAGGGUACAUUGGGAUAGGACAUAAUGUGAUCAAUAGUGUUGAAUUAAUAUUCGUGUUCUUCUUCUGGAGAAGAAUUUGCAUAUUCUUAACGUAAACAUUAUUUCUGCUUAUUCAGUUCCACAGACUUUCAUCUAUUCUGAUGCAAGUCCAUCAGGCUGCGGGGCCUGGGUUUCUGAGUGCGCAGGCAUGAAAUGGGAUGAGAUUGGUUUGAGUUUGAAAUGGUUAAAAACUCCACUUGGAGAGAAUUCAAGUCAGUAAGUAUGACACUGCAAACAGUUGUAUCUCACAUGAGACAUAAAACUGUCAAGGUCCUCUGUGAUAAUAAAGGAGUAGGAUCGAUUGUAAAUAAAGGAAGUAUGAUUGCAGAAUUGCAUGAGAUGAGUUUACACAUCUUUGAGUUGUGUAAAAGAAACAACAUUAGUCUUCACGUUCAUUGGGCUCCCAGAGAGGAGAACCGUUUUGCAGAUGCAUUAAGUCGCAUGAUAGAUUUUGAUGAUUGGGGUGUGUCAGAUGAAUUUUUCGGAUUUUUGGACAAAAUCUGGGGCCCUCACACUGUGGACAGACUUGCGGACGAUUUUAAUUUCAAAAUUAAGAAGUUCAAUUCUAAAUAUUGGUGUCCCCUAAUAGAUCAUGUUGAUCCCUUCUCAUGUGAUUGGUCGGGCGAGAAUAAUUGGUUGGUUCCACCUAUCGAAUGUAUAGCAUGUAUAGGGCAAGUACUUAAGCAUCUGAAGGUUUUGUUCUGCUAGGGGGACUUUGGUUGUUCCCUUCUGGCCGUCUGCACCCUUCUGGCCGAUUAUUUUCUCUGAACAAAGUGAUUUUCGUUCCUUAUUCUCUGAAUACUUCAAAAUUGAUAAUCCUCAAGGAAUUUUCGUUCAAGGCAGAAAUAAUAAUUAAAAAAAAAAAAAAAAAAAAAAACGGUUUGUGAGAGAUGGCUGACAUGAAUGCUGGUAUGUAAUAAAUCCAUUUGAUGGAGGUUAAUUCAAAAUUAUACUGUUGGAAUGCAACAUGUAAUUUUUACACGGCCGCAUGGCAGAUAGCUGCAUAGCUAGGAUCCACUUAUGCUGCAGAGCAAAGAAGUGGUGAUGGAAAUUGGAGAAUGUUAUGAUUAUGUAAAAGGAUAACCAUCGUAAAGGUUGAUAAGGAAUUGAUAUGAGAUUUCAUUCUCAAAUUAGUUACAAUUUACUGGCGGCGGAGCUCAGAAUGAAGAAAUUGGUGAUAAUUGAAAACAUUCAAAGUCUCAAAAUUACAGAAUUCUUGUGAAUGAAAUGUUUCAGAAAGUUUUUUGCAAGUGUUUUAAGGCAAAAAUAAAUAUUUUCGCAAAGGAAAUGAAUCCCAAAGCUAUUGUUUUGCUAAGCCUUCAAGACGAUUGAAACGAAUUAUGAUAUGGAAUUGUGAUCUAAUGAAUUUCAUACUGAAAUUUUAGUGAAAAUAUAAAACCACCUGGUUUGAGGAUAGCUGCAUAGUUAAUGUUUAAUUUUGCUGUCAUUGCUGUAAAACGUAUUAGAAGUGAUUAAAUUUUGAGAAUUUGAUAAGAAUGACUGAACUUGAGAAUUUAUCACAAUUUGAAUAUAUUGUGUUGAGAUAAAUAUAUACCAGCUUAUAAGUUUUGUUUAUUUUUUCUUAAAUCCAGAAAUUCUCUUCAUGAAGGAUAUGAUAUAACUUUGAACAAGGUCUUGACAGCUUCGAGAGCUGAUAACACUAUAAGUAAAUACAACAGAGCGUUGAAUACCUGGAGAGAUUAGUGUAAGCAAAAUAAAGUAAAUUCUGACACAGCAGAACCAGAAGAUAUUAGUCGCUAUCUUAUUCAUUUGUAUCAAAGAGAAGCUCCUUAUUCGAGGAUAGAAUCGGCUUUUUACGCCAUUAAGUGGCAUUUUGACUGCAAGCCAAGGAUGAAUGUUAAUCCCUGUGAUCGCAAGUUCAUACAUAUUGUUUUACAAUGUUUAAAGAAAUUACUAAACAAACCGAUCGUUAAGAAAGAAGUUAUAACCCCAGACAUUUUGAAAGCAGUUGUUGAGAAGUAUGGAUCUUCAACGAGUCUAUUAGAUAUUCGAUUAUGUGCUAUGAUUUUGAUUUCCUACGCAGGCAUUCUACGAUUUGAUGAAAUGAUACAUAUUCGUAAAUGUGAUUUAGACUUGUAUUUGUCUCAUGUGAAUACUUUCAUCAUGAAAAGUAAAACCGAUAUUUACAGGCAAGGAGCAUGGGUUCUUAUAGGUGCUACAAAUUCCCCACCUGCCCCGUAUUAGCUUUGAGGAAAUAUUUGAUUGCAGCGGGGCUUAACGAUGCCUCUGAUGAAGUAUUUCUUUUUAGGCCUCUAAAUUACUGUAAAUCCAGUAAUAGUUACAAGUUAAGACGUGGACAGUUGUCUUAUACUAGAUGUUUAGAAUUAUUGAGAGAGGCGUUGGCGAAAGUAGGGUUGAAUCCAAAGAGUUUUGGCAUGCAUAGCCUCCGAAGUGGCGGAGCCACAGCAGCAGCGAACUUUGGUGUUCCAGACAGGUUGUUUAAGAAACAUGGUAGGUGGAGGUCGGAGACUGCUAAGGAUGGAUAUAUUAAAGACAAUAUGAAGGAUUGUCUUUCAAUUUCUAUGAAUUUGGGGCUUUAGAAUUAUUUUUAUACCGGGUAAAUUAGCCUCAGCCUAGUAUGAUUAUACGUAUAACUUUGUUAAAGAUGGAUUGUAGGCGUUCGAUGAGAUUGUUGAAUGAGACAUGUUAUUAUCAUACAUUUAAAGUUGGUUAAAUUGAAAUGAUUGCGUCGUGUAACUCAUUUUCUUGUUUACCCGUUCUUUGAUUGACUGAGAGGGGGAGCUAUAAGUUUAGCUUGUCUUGCCGUCGAAGCUUGGUGCUCCCCUCGAAACAGGUAUGUUUUUUGUAAAGUAUAUAAAUGUUUUAUAUUUCAGGUGUUGAUGUUGUUGCACUGGUUGUGCUUAAGGAUAGUGAGGCGUGACUGAAAAUAAUUUAUUCACGAUUGAGAGUCGAAUUAGGGAAUAAAUACAUUUUCUUUUCUUAGCAGAAGUAUCCGAUUAGCAUAACAAUGCUUGCGUGAGGAGUGUCUGAAUUCCUAAACGAUUCGGAAUUCACUGACCGAGUUCGACACAGCACAGUACGGACGUCUUAUUCGGGAUGGAUAUGUGGACGAUUGACUGGAUGCAAGAAGAUAGAGCAAAGAGAAUUCUGAUGGAUGAAUAGGCCUUACAGCAUGUACAGUACAUUGAUGAGUUCUUCGAGAUCUGAACUCAGAGGGAGGCCUCAGUACAUUCGUCAGUAAGUACCGUUCGUGCUGUCUUGCCGUCGAAGCUUGGUGCUCCCGAGAGGGGGAGCUAUAAGUUUAGCUUGUCUUGCCGUCGAAGCUUGGUGCUCCCCUCGAAACAGGUAUGUUUUUUGUAAAGUAUAUAAAUGUUUUAUAUUUCAGGUGUUGAUGUUGUUGCACUGGUUGUGCUUAAGGAUAGUGAGGCGUGACUGAAAAUAAUUUAUUCACGAUUGAGAGUCGAAUUAGGGAAUAAGAAUGCUUUUCACCGUAAGGGAUUUUAGAGAUUGAGUAUGAUGGUCUCGUUCGCGGACUCUGUGUGCCUGUAGCAUGCAGUAUUGGGAUAUUUCACUUUAACCUAGUUCUGCCGAUGCAAUUCAACAUCUUCAACAUUCGUAACUAAACGUCUAUAUUCCUCUAUUUGUUACUAUUCUGCUAAGUGUAGUCGCAUUGUAUUGGGAACUUCAAGUGUGUCGAUGACCUUGUUUAAUACCUUGGAAGCCUCCAAUAUUUGGAGUAUGUUGAUAAAAGGUGUCUUUAUUGUUACUCCAUCAGAUGCAAACGCGACUAUCCAAGAGUAAUUGGACCUCACCACUUUCAACGAAUUAGAGAUGAUCCAUGGCUCCACUGGGACUUAAAAAGCACUUCCCCGUUCAGUUCUUUAUAGGUAACACCACACAACAACACGUAACAGCAUCGCAGCAGCAUCGCAAUCCAUUGGCUAAGCUUUGAAUGACGACAUAGCAGCCAUGUAAAUACAUCGACAAUUGUUUGUGAAUUUGCUGCCGUCCAUUUUGUGAGGAAAAGUUUACAAAAUGGAGAGCGCCAAGACCACGCUUCAUACGGCUACCAGGAUCAGUAGCACGCUUUCGACCAAGAAGACGGAGAUACUGGGGAACGAUACCGACAUACAGCUGACCGUGGAGACAUACAUGACAUCGGGAAUCAGUGGAAGUUUGGGAAUACACCCCUCUAUGGUGAACGGUACGAGCAACGACUCAUCGCCAUAUGCUGACGACUUCGGAACCUUCACGAAACCGCCGUGGCACCUUGGUAUAAUCAGCAUCAUCUAUGGCAUCCUCAUCAUAAUAACCGUAGUCGGAAAUAUCUUCGUCAUGGUCGCUUACCAUCGCGACCCAAGGAUUCGACGUAGCGUCGCGAACACGUUCAUCCUCAAUCUCGCCAUUGCCGAUUUCAUAGUUGGGGCUUUCACAUUGCCUGUUUACUUUGGGUGGAACCUCGUGGGUGUGUGGAUAUUCGGAGAAUACUUGUGCAAGGUGUGGUCUUUCGUCGACUUCACAGUGACAGCUAUGUCAGUGAUCACCAUCAUCCUCAUCAGCCUCGAUCGCUACUGGCUGCUCAGCAAGAAGGCAGCUUACGCUUCAUUCCAAACACAGCGACGCGUUGACACGACGAUAGGGAUAUGCUGGUCAGUAGUCUCGGCUAUAUUUCUUGUUCUAAUAUUUGCCUGGUCUGCAAUUGUAGGUCAAUUCAACGUCGACUUCUCAAACUUUUGUGAGAGCGAGUUCGUCUUCAACCUCUCUGCUUUGAUUUGUGUGGUAAUAACAAAUUUUGCUAUUCCUGCCAUGAUCAUAGCGAUCUUGAAUAUUCAGGUUUACAGGAUGAUUCGCGAGCGAGCGAGAGGCAUCGAUGCCUUGGACAAAUCUAUACAGCGUGAAAGUGGUGUCAAAAUAACGUCAGGCAGAACAACAUUCUUGCUUCGUGCUCUGCGCAAGAAGCAAGUGCCUCCCGUCGCCGGAAUAGAAACAAAGACUAAGAAAAGGGACCCUGCGGUCAUCCUCGUCACCGUUACUAACAGAAAAGCCUCAGAAUGCCAUCACAACCCCGCGUACGAACAACAGAGCGAUGUCGCUACGUCGUCAUUGUCGAAUGGUGGGGCAUCGGCUAGCAGUAUCGCGAUAGACGAGAAUAACGUUUGCGCGACGAACGACGAUCAAUCUGGAGAGCGCGAAAACAUGAACGUUGACGAGUCGAUUCAACAGACUCCUGAACUCAAACAGAAUGUUUUCUCGGUGUGCAAAGGGGAGCAACGGAAACACGAAAGCCCCGAAGCAACGCCUAGCUCGAACCUUGAGGGUAUGAAAACUAAAUUGAAGAAGAAACAACGGGAAUUUAAACGGGAACGGAAAGCCGCGUUCAUACUUGCUGUUCUGGUUUCGGUGUUCAUAUUCUGCUGGUUGCCUUACAAUAUUACAGUUGUGAUAGGCAUUAGUUGCAGUUACGAAUGUAUCCCAGAAACAGUCUUCAUAGUGGUGGAGAAUCUAGUUUGGAUCAACAGUGCACUGAAUCCUUUACUGUAUGCUUUCACUAACGUCCAUUUUCGUAGAAACUUUCUGACAUUUUUAGGGUUUGGACGGAUGGCCCGGAAACUAGAAGGACCCCACAGCAUUGCUUGAUUGCUGUUUUUGUAUCAUUAUAAAAAAAAAACAUCUUGAGAACUAUUUUACGAAAUAUUACUAGGAAUUAUUAUAAGAAGUAAACCUAUAGAAUCCUUAUUCAUUUAAUAUAUUUUUUGUAAUUGGGGUCAAGGGGCAUGGCGCCUGAAUAUUUUUUAAUCGGCUCUUGUUUUGAAAGCUCCACUUACCAGCUGCUUUGAAUUUCAUCCUAAUCUCAGGUCUUGCUAUAACAUUAUACUACAUUAAUAUAUGUUAGAAGGUUUAAUUUAAGGGGAAAGAGAUAUAUGGAUAUAUAUAUAUCGUGAUGAUAAGUUUACUUUUACCAGAGGCUCUUGAGCUUAGCUUAUUAAACACAGUGUGGUGAAAGCAGUUGUUGAAAGCAAAUUGUUUGAUAUCCUGUUGAUUGUUUUCAUCACACUAUGUUAAACAUAGAUAUAUAUAUUAUAUCAACUGAUCUUAUGAUUUUCACAUUUAUUUAUUCAAACUGCGUUCUUCUUCUGCUUUUAACCUCUUUUGAUACUAUGUACUUAGAAGGCCCUAAUCCUUUUAUACCGAAGUCGAGUUGUUGCUUAAAAGUUAAAUAUCAGAAAUGACUUGUGACAGUUUCUUUUUUUGUAUUACAUUGUAUUGCUACUGAGUAGUUAAAAAAUGUACCCAAUGGACAUUUCAAUUAAACCCGUGCUCACCAUUCUUGUCUUAACAAAACGUAAAGGUCAAGUCCACCCAAGAAAUUAGUUGAUUUGAAUCAGUAGAGAAAAUCUUAAUCUUAAUGCACAACUACAUGAUAUGUAAACGAGAGAGUCAAUGAUGUCCCUCAUGAUCUAUUAUGUUUGUUAUUUUUUUAAUUAUACAAUAUUACAUUUUCUUGCAGAUUUGACAAUAAGGACCAACUUGACUUUACCAUAAACUGUUAAAAUAAUGGUAAUUCCACAUGUUCAGGGAGGAAUGAAAUUUCGUUUCACAUGUCAUUGAGGAGAAAAAUAUAAUUUUCAUAAUUGAUAUAAUACAAUACAAAAGGAAUAGUGAGUGGGUGGCGUCAUCAGUCGCCUCAUUUGCAUACCAGUCAUGAUGUGCAUAUAACUGUUUUGUGACAUUAAGCGAAACUAUAAAAUGCCAAAACCUUAUUUUGCAUCCGAUUUUGAUGAAAUGUUUAGUGUUAUGCUUGCUGGAAUUGUCCUCCUUUUAUUCAAAUUAACUUUUUGUUGGGGGUGGACUUUGUCUUUGAUAGGAUUUAAACCUGCUUAAGAAUAACAAUGGCACAAUUCGAGUUCGGCCAUCGAUUUGUUGUGUGUGUGUUUGUUGAUCUACAUGUAGCUAUUUUGGUUUAUGUCGUUAUUGUGAUAUUAAGUGAAAAAAGAACACUGAAAAAAUCAUGACUUUAUUUCUCGGCAUCCAAUUGGGGCGAUUUUCAGCGGUUUCUCAUCAGUUUGAUUUCUGUAUUUAUUGAAAGCAACAUUUGCCAUAAAAAUCCCUUUGCGAAAAAGACUUGGUGUCUAAAUGUAAUUAUAUAAUGCGUUUUUUUCAGGGGACAUUCAUGUUCUUAAAAUUCAACCUACCUUUCGGAAAGUUCCCAUUGCACUUAAGGUGUUCAAUGUCUGAACUGUUGUAAGAGUGAAUAUAUCAGUUCGUGCUUUUAGGAAAAACUUGCUUGGCAUUUUACAUUUACUUUGCCAUCCAGUGGAAACUACCAUGGUAACAAUGCUCAUCAGCCAAUCAAAAUCAAGGAUUCCAUGAAAGAUACUAUCGGAUGGCUAAGUUACCAUAAUGGUGAUUUUUAAGUAAGGGGGCCCUGGUGGUGAUUGAACUGCAGAUGAUGGCGAGAAAUAAUUUCAUACUUAAGGGGAUUCAAAAAUUUUGCCUGUCACAGGACAGGUAAUGUGACACGACAUUUUCUCCUGCGACAAUUGCUCCGCGCUCAAUUUCGUCGAAGAUACACUGUUAAAAAAACCGUGAUUUUACAGAAAAAAGAAGAUUUUGCAGAAAGCAAUAACAGAAUCAUUCUGUAAAUUCAUAAAACAAGAAUUUUUCUGCAAUUUAACAGAACAAGUCUGUUUAAAAAGGGGAAAAGAGUGAUUUAUUCAAGGAAAUCUUUAAGAUUCCACACACCAAAUACCAAUUUCCUGUAAGAUUACGCAAUCUGGUAAAAUUACAGGUGUUCUCGAGACUCUGCUGCAGGAACUUCUUUUAUUCUAAGGAUACAUUUUCUAUUAACAGUGUAUGGGGUUAAGGUUGCAAAAGGGUUUGAUGUUUAGGGUAGGGUAUAGUUUUAAACCCAGGGUUGAGGUCGGUCAUUCGAUUAGUGUGUGGAAUUUAGAGCGGAGCAAUUGUCGCCGGAGCAAAUGUCUGGGAACCAGUGGAAAGGAAGAAGACUGAGGUUUUGAUGUAGAUGUUGGGUCUGGAUGAGACGGAGGAUGAUAUGGCAAAGGUGAACAUAAUUUGUUUGUAUGGGCAUCAGGGACCUGGGCUCCGUAACACAAAGAUUAGCGAUCAAUCGCUAAAUGAACUGACCAAUCAAUGUCAAUGUUACACGCGCAUUAGGUUUAAAAUACUGACCAGGGACCAAUCAGUGCGGUUCUUUCAUAUUUGCAAUCCAUCGCAAACCUUUGUGUUACGGAGCCCUGGCCACGGAGGAUUAGUCUAUUGUUACUGGGGUGGUGAGCAUUGUCACAGCACCCCCAGUAACAAUAGAUAAUCCUCCGUGGCCAGGUCCAUUAUGGGCAUGUGUUGAUGAGGGAUGUUGAUGGUGUGUUGAGAUUAAGGACACUUGAGUUUCUGAGUUCAGGUGGUUCGUCUGAGGAGAAGGGGGGGGGGUGGGGGUGUCCGAAGAAAGACAUGGAAGAAGCAAGUGAUGGAGGAGAGUAGAAGUAGGACGGUUGUGUUGAGGGAGGAGGAGGCGCUGAUUGUAUCGUUAAGUGGAUGGAGGAGUUGAGGGCCAAACCUGGAUGACUGACUGUAUUUUGAAGGCAUCAUAUAUUAUUAUUCUGAUAUAAUUCGAUGAAGUAAAAUUUUGCCAUUUUCCAUUCCAAAGUAUAUCCAGAAACUUUUCUGGUAAAAAUACUCAUAGAAUAAAAUGGAAAUCUGCAGACCUGUAUACGCCCAUGUAAAACGUGAUCAUGAUAUUCCACAUGACUCAAGUUGGUAUUUUGAUUUGCAGGUAAUUUAUAUUUGAUUUUCCGGAGAGUAUACAAUCAAAAUGGCGUACAGAUUUGUCAUUUCUUAAAGUGAGGGUGAAUGGAAUAUGUAUCCAUGUGGAUGUGUGAGGGGGCGAUGCGUGUUAAUAUCAAUAUGUAAGGGUGAAUGCGUUAAAAAGAUAAAUAAGGGCGUGUCCGUAUGUCUAAAUGGUAUGGGGGUGUGUGAGGGGUGAGUGUGCGAUGAUGCAAUAGGAGUGGGGAGUGUUUGUUGAUAUCAAUCAUGUGUAUCAAAUUGUUGGAUAGGUGAGAGGGCAUGCAUGCAUUGGGAGGAGUGUAAUUGCGUGCGUGCCGUGUCAGAGCUUUGGCUGUGUGGUGUGGAGGCGCACAAGAGGCGCGCAGUUGAGGGUGUGAUAGAUUGGGCGUGCCUGUGUGUGAGUGUCAAUUGGUAUGUGUGAAGCUGUUUCAUUGGUGAAGGGUAUAUGAUUAUGUUUCAAAUGUUCAAUGUGAAGAUGUGUGGGGGAGCGUGCGAGAGUGUGUUCUGUAUCGGGUGGCAUGUGUGGGUGUGUCACUGAUGUUAUUUUCGAGUAUUACUUUUGAACAUCAUACAAUUUGAUCGAUUCGUUCUGUUCUGCACUGAAGAAGUUGUUAAAUUGUUGUUUAAUUAUCAUAGGGGCAGGCUGGGGCAUAUGCACAUGAUCGAACAUAAAAAAAGGGUGCAUAUUGAUCUCGUUUCUAUUUCCAGUACGUUUCGCUCAAUACUGAUCGAUAAGUAUCAGCAAUAUGAAUGCAUUCCAUCAGAAAGAAACGUAGCCCCUACAAAAUAUUCGAACCCAUUGUCUACACAGCACAACUCUGUAUUCAUUAACUGAUUUAAGCUAUUAAUAUUUUCCUUACGAGAAAAUAUGUUGCCUUGUUGUAUCUAUAGUUUGUUCAUGUAGGCCAGUAUGCCUGCAUGGAUCAGAAAUGGAUGACUGUGAUGUAAAUCAUUUUUUUAUGUAAAUAUAUGAAAUAAUUCAUGCCGUCGAUUUAUGGACAGUAAUGGAAUAAAGGAGAUAUUUAAUUA